Messenger RNA from Ictalurus punctatus (channel catfish), 2057 nucleotides. RefSeq names its product sap30-like (gene sap30l). Lineage: Eukaryota; Metazoa; Chordata; Actinopteri; Siluriformes; Ictaluridae. The coding region runs from base 561 to 1103 and encodes 180 amino acids. The transcript has 4 exons. Gene Ontology annotation, biological process: regulation of DNA-templated transcription. The record is from RefSeq and is a predicted model, not a curated record. Gene Ontology annotation, cellular component: histone deacetylase complex. Gene Ontology annotation, molecular function: transcription coregulator activity; protein binding.
CGGAGUUCCGGCGGGAUUACCGGAAGUGCUCCGCGGCAUUGUACGGGUUAUCGGUGGUUGUCGCUUCGUGUUUAAUGUUAACUAAAUAAACUCUGGGAUUUGCUUUUUAGAUUUCUUCCUAAGAAAAUAAAGAGAUUUAAUAACCCCGGGUUUGGAGGAGACUGGAUUGCACAACGGCGUGUUAGGAUAUCAUGGAGUAAAUGCGCUUGUUUUGCGCAGUUAAGUACUUUUGUGAGGAGUUUUCCCCGCUGUUGCUAUGCUAAGCUAUAUCAAAAUAAUUACACCGCCUUCAGCGCGCGGCGCCGUUUUACAGUUUUAGACUCCGGCAGCGUUCAUUUAACAUCCACAUUUCUGUGCGAGGAGAUCGGGAUUUAGGGACUGUUUUAGUUUCAGGUCGUCAGGGGUGUGUGUGCGCGAGCGCGCGCGGCUGAGGGAUUAGCGCAGCUCUGUAACUGACGCAGAGUGAAUCGGAACCGGAAGCCGGUGUCGGUUCUUGUCUCAGCCUCGGGGGGGGUGUGUGUGUGUGUGUGUGUGUGUGUGUGUGUGUGUGUGUGAGUGUGAUGAUGAACGGAUUCAGCACGGAGGAGGAGAGCCCUGAGGGCCCGGGUUUGACCCCGCUGUUCCCGCAGAGCUGCUGCUGUCUGCUGGAGGGAGGAGAGCGCUGCGGCCGCCCCGCCGGAAACGCCUCCUUCAGCAAGAGGAUCCAGAAGAGUAUAUCUCAGAAAAAACUCAAACUGGACAUCGACAAGAGUGUCAGACACCUGUACAUCUGCGACUUCCACAAAAACUUCAUCCAGAGUGUACGCAACAAGCGGAAGAGAAAAACCAGCGAUGAUGGAGGAGAGUCUCCUGAUCACGAUGUCGAAGUUCCCGAGGUGGAUCUGUUCCAGCUGCAGGUGAACACACUGCGCCGUUAUAAACGACAUUACAAAAUCCAAACCAGACCCGGACUCAACAAGGCCCAACUGGCAGAGACGGUGAGUCGUCAUUUCCGGAACAUUCCGGUGAAUGAGAAGGAAACGCUGACAUACUUUAUUUAUAUGGUGAAGAGCAGUAAGAGCCGACUGGACCAGAAAUCAGAGGGAAGUAAACAGCUGGAGUAACACACUGACGCCUUUCAGUGAACGGACACACACACACACACACACACACACACACACACACACACACACACACACACACGUCUCUGCUGACGUACUUAAUGACUGCUCACACUUUAGCAGAUUUCAGUGUGAAUAUUAAUCUGUUUAUUUACACACGCUCAGUAAUGAGAUCAGCGCUGUGGGCGGAGCCUGUCUGUCUGUCUGUCUGUCUGUCUAAUGCCCCCGAAGUGCUUUUUGGUUCCUCAUGUCAACUGUUUUUCUCUGGUUUCUGUGUUAAACCCAUGAAUGAUCACAGGAGGAUUUAGCUGAGUUGUUUUGUGAAUUGUUUUGAUUCGCUUCUUAACAUUAACACUGAACACCACUCUCACUUCAGAUGGAUAAUUAACCCUUUCCUUUAGCAUCCUGUCUCUUGGAGAACUUUUAUUUGUCCCCUGAUUUAGAGCUGAGUCACAGCUCCUCUCUUCUCCUCUCCUCCAUUCUGUUCUCCUCUUCUCCUCCUCUGGCGUUUUCUUUGUUGCUAAACAAGUAAUUUUUUCUGUCUGAAUGCUCUCACGUGACAAUAACUCACUGAACAUUUUAUCACCAUCUACGAUACUGUCGCAAUGUUGUAUUUUAAAACGAACGUGUGUUUUUCUGUAUUUCUUCUCACUGGACAGCAGUUUAACCUUACAUGGACUUGUUUCAUUCAGGACUUCCUUAAAGAGGCGGGGCUACAGUUCUGUGUUUUUAAACCUGAAAAUAAACACAUGCUACUUUAAAUCUGUCUAAAAUAACGAUCUGUUGUGUAACACAGCUUUACUCACACCACUUCGUCUUAAGAUGUUCCCUGUCUUAAAUGAUGCGGUAUAUCAUACAACUUUAUCGGAAAAUGAUAAAUUAUUAAUGAGAUGAUUAAAAUAUGUGAAGUGGAGUUAGGAUGUGAUUAUAUAUUUAAUAAAACGAAAUGUAGUUGUA